UUAUAUAUUUAUUUAAUUCCUUUAACAACAACAAUAUACAGAUACCUAGCUUCGGUUGGUGGAAGAAAACGUUGGAGACUAAUAAAAUAAAAAUGGCAACUGAUACUCCAGAGAGCGAUUUUUCAAUAGAAUGCUUUCAGAACUACUCAGCUCCCGAAGUAUUCGUACAAGGUUUGGCUGGAAUGGUUGAUCAAUCGGACGUCGAAACCAUUAUUCGGGCGCAGAAAAACAUGUUACAAAGAUUUGAGAAGACAACGGAAAUGCUAACAAAUUGCAAUCAGUUGUCUGCCAGCCGCCUCCGUGCAGCUUCAGUAGAAUUCAAAAAACACACCCAGCUACUGCUGGAAAUGAAGAAGGACCUGGAGUUCAUAUUUAAGAAGAUUCGCGCUAUCAAAAGCAAACUUAGCUCCCAGUAUCCAGAUGCCUACAAACAUGCUGUAGCAAUAUCAGUAGCUGACAAGAAGCCUAUUGAUGAAGAAGAUGAAGAUCUUAAGCCUACAGACUCAAAAUCUGAAUCUAAAAUGGUGGCAACUGUUUCCACUGAAACUUUGAAACCUACCACCAGUGAGGAUAAAAAGAAGGAAUGUAAAGACGAAACCCAUAAUAAUGUGGAGAAAGUUGUGGAGAAGAAGGCUAAGAAAGGUAGUAGUUCUUCAGAAACAGAAAGUGCGAGUUCUGGCGACGAUAGUAGCACGGACACUGGUUGAUGUGCUCAAUAGGUUACAAUGUAAUACUUUAAUUGUAUUGGUACAUUGCUUUAUUGCAAAGUUCUGGGACAAAGGCCCGGAAAAAUAUAAUGAUCUAUUAAACGUCUUAAUUUUAAAUCAAAAUUACAAGAACAUUCCUAAUGCCUUAGGAAAUCCCUAGUCUCUGCCUGCUUAUGGGAAACAGUGUGAUAUUAUUUAUCGCCAAAGGCACCUGACAAAGAAUUAGCAGUCCCAUGCAUUACUGUCUCAUAGAACCAUAAUAAGAUCCAUAUGGUGUUUUAGACAGCAGCAUUUAAAUGUUUAUAGUACAUUAUAUGAAGGAUGAUGUAUUUCAAAUCACUUUUCACUUUGUUGUAAAUAGAUAAUAUAUAACUUAAGAUUAAAACUGAAAUAUUAACAUGUAAAUAUUACAUAAUAAUCACAGUAUUUAUUCCUUAUCUGAUAAUAAAUGUACAAAACUUAACACUAUUUUACCCUACCUGAGAAUAUAUUAACAAUUUACAUGUAACAAGUAACAUGAAGAAAGAAUAGUAAAGCUUGAUGUAUAAAAAAUUCGGAUUGAUGUAUAAAAAAUAAAGAGGUAUUGUGGACAUGUAAA
Messenger RNA from Plodia interpunctella (Indianmeal moth), 1305 nucleotides. RefSeq lists its product as uncharacterized. The coding region runs from base 93 to 707 and encodes 204 amino acids. The record is from RefSeq and is a predicted model, not a curated record. Gene Ontology annotation, cellular component: BORC complex. Gene Ontology annotation, biological process: lysosome localization. The transcript has 3 exons. Lineage: Eukaryota; Metazoa; Arthropoda; Insecta; Lepidoptera; Pyralidae.